GUGCAGCCAAAACCCAGAAUCUUCUCAGAGGACCAAUAGUCGAUUAUCACUUGUUGACAAUCGAUUAUCUGGGUUACCGUUGUCCUCCAACGGAUAGAAUUUUAAAUUUUUGGACAGGGAAUCUUUGGAUAAUCGAUUAUCAAGCUUUGACAAUCGACUAUCACCCUGUGUCUCUGAAAAAUUUGUCUUCAUCCUGUUGGAAAUUCUUGUGGUUUUUCGUCGCCAAUCAAGUGGUGGAAAUAUAGCUCCGCAGCCGAUCUCCCACUAAACUUUCUUUCUCACUAGGGUUUCAAUGUCAACAAUGCUAUCCAAUCCAGCUCACCCCUGAACCAAAUCUUCGGCGAUCCUUUACAAAUACUCCUUUUUUCUGAAUAUAUUUAUAUAUGCUUUUUCAUAAUUACAACGCGCAGCUCCUGUCGAUUCAUCUCCUAGUUUUAUUGGGCUUCAACUAAGAAUUGGAAUAUAUUGAAAGAUAGAGGAAUGACAUGAGUGGGGCAGAGAUAACUGUGUCAAAACAAAAGCCAACACCUGUUUCUGUGCCCCUGGCGACUCUAAUUGGUCGCGAACUCAGGAACAAAGGCAAGGCAGAGAAGCCCACAGUGAAGCAUGGUCAGGCAGCUCUAGCUAAGAAAGGGGAAGACUAUUUUCUAAUUAAGCCUGAGUGCCAGAGGACUUCUGGCAGUUUGUUGACCACAUUUUCGGUUUUCGCGAUCUUUGAUGGACACAAUGGUAUAUCAGCUGCUAUAUUUGCAAAAGAGAAUCUGCUUAACAAUGUACUCAGCGCUAUUCCCCAAGGACUUGGCAGGGAAGAGUGGCUUCAAGCCCUUCCUCGAGCACUAGUUGCUGGUUUUGUAAAAACCGAUAUAGAAUUUCAGCAGAAAGGCGAGACAUCAGGCACAACUGUAACAUUUGUCGUGAUUGAUGAGUGGACUGUGACUGUUGCAUCUGUUGGAGAUUCCCGAUGCAUACUGGACACACAAGGAGGGGUUGUUUCACUUUUGACUGUUGACCAUAGGUUGGAAGAAAAUGAGGAAGAACGGGAACGUGUCACUGCAAGUGGUGGUGAAGUUGGGAGGCUCAAUGUCUUUGGUGGUAAUGAGGUUGGUCCACUCCGCUGUUGGCCCGGUGGGUUGUGCCUUUCAAGGUCAAUAGGUGAUACAGAUGUUGGAGAGUUUAUUGUCCCUAUACCUCAUGUUAAGCAAGUGAAGCUUUCUAGUGCUGGUGGACGGCUUAUAAUUGCCUCUGAUGGCAUAUGGGAUGCUUUAUCAUCUGAUUUGGCUGCUCAGUCUUGCCGAGGUUUACCUGCAGAACUUGCUGCAAGGCUGGUUGUUAAGGAGGCUCUAAGGACACGGGGCUUGAAAGAUGACACAACUUGCUUGGUUGUUGAUAUUAUUCCAAAUGACCGUCCUGUCUUACCUCCAACACCUAUGAAGAAGCAAAAUCUGAUUAGUUCAUUCAUAUUUGGGAGACGAUCGCACAAUUCCAGGUCAAAUAAACUCUCUGCAGUUGGUGUUGUUGAGGAAUUGUUUGAAGAGGGAUCCGCAAUGCUUGCAGAGAGGUUGGGUAAGGAUUUUCCUCUCGACCCAAGCUCUGGUCUCUUCAGAUGUGCAGUUUGCCAAGCAGAUCAGCCACCAAGCGAUGGUUUGUCUGUAAAUUCCGGACCCUUUUUCUCCCCUGCAUCAAAGCCAUGGGAAGGCCCAUUCUUGUGUUCAAAUUGUCGUAGGAAGAAAGACGCGAUGGAAGGAAAAAGGCUGAGCAGACACGCGGUUACUGCUUAAUUUUCUUGGACAUAAUAGUGCCGGUGUUUAAGCAACCUUAACUGCUUAAUUUUCUUAACAUGCUAGCGCCGGAGUCUAAGCGUGCUUGGUAAUCACCUGCAAUAGAUUGUGUAUGAAAUGUGCUGAGUUAGGCGUCGUUCUGUAUGGUGGCAAAGUGUUUGUUGUUUUCUUCUUAUUUGUUGAUAUACAUGUGUUGUUCGACUGAUCAACGGAUAUCAGAAGCUGAAGUAUAUUUACAUAAUGAUUGCUAACAGCUUGAAUAUUUGUAAGUAAUGAAUGGAAAAAGGUGGCGUGUGAAAACUAUUU
Cuscuta campestris is the source of this 2084-nucleotide messenger RNA. NCBI's taxonomy places the organism in Eukaryota, Viridiplantae, Streptophyta, Magnoliopsida, Solanales, Convolvulaceae. The record is from the annotation of a GenBank genome assembly.